Messenger RNA from Bursaphelenchus xylophilus (pine wood nematode), 5842 nucleotides. The record is from the annotation of a GenBank genome assembly. NCBI's taxonomy places the organism in Eukaryota, Metazoa, Nematoda, Chromadorea, Rhabditida, Aphelenchoididae.
AUGGGCGGGAAAUUCCAGUGUUUCUAUGGCUUCCAAUACGAACGAAGGUCGGAUUACGGGCUGGAUUUGAAGUACGCGUGUAUUCGAGCGGAUUGCGAUGGAGCAAUGACGUUGAGAUCGAGCAAGGAUUUUGUGCUGAUCCGGCCGCAUAAUCAUCCCAGAAUUGAAAUUGACGACCCGGAAACGGUAUGAUUUUUCUUUGUUUUUCAUUUUUUAGGGUCUCCGAGGAGUUCAAGUUUUGGAUUUAAUAUUUUUAUCAUGGAUAAUGUCAGCUGUCUCAUGGAUAAUAUAAUUUCCUCAAAAUUUCCCAAGAUUCGAUCAAUUUUUUGCAGGCCACCUCCUUCAUCGUGGUGGAGGGAAAGAACAAGCGGUUUGCCAAGGUUUUCGAGCGACCUUCGUUGAUCAUCCGCGAAGGGAAGUGCGAAGUCGGCGGAGAGUGCGAGAUCGCCGUCCGAAAGCACGAAAGGAGCAAAGCCGUGGUCCGGGGAAUUUUCAAAGAGCGCGGCGAUGCCGUUUUGAUGAUGUUGAACAUUUGCGAAGAAAACGGAAUCGAUUUGUGCGAUAUGGAUGCGGAAGCAAAGGCGAAAUGGGCAGCAAGUGCGGAGCCAAAGGUCAAACUGAGACCUCGGUGAGGACACGAUUUUUUGUACUAUGUAUCUAUUAUCCAUGGGAAAUUGAGACAUUUUUUUGAUGAUUUUGGCUCCCGAAGAAAUCGAAGAGCUCAAACUUUUUCGAAAAAUUUCAAACAGAGCUUUAUUAUGUCACAAAUUUCAUAUUUCUUCUUACUGGUAUUUUCAUAAAGUGGGCACAAUUUUUUUCGCGGCGCACAGUGCAUUUUUCUUCUUUUUGCACUGUGCAACUGUUUCCGCCGCCCAAAAUGCGCGACGACGUAGUUGAAAAAAGUCUACACACUUUAUGAAAAUACUACUGGCCCUUCCGGAAAGUCGCCGCACUGAUUUUUGGCGUUUGCACGGUGCGAAAAAAGUCAGGGUGCGAGCGACAGCCCAAACAUAGUCUAUUGUGCAAAAAGCAAGAAAUUGCACAAUGCAAAGAAAACUUUUGUUUUUUCUUACAGCUAAAAAAAGUCUGCGCACUUUCUGGACCGACUGGAAGUCCUUCCGGAGAGUCGCCGGACUGAAAUCGGCGACACGCACUGUGCGAAACACAAGUUUUCUUUGCACUGUGCGGUUUCUUGCUUUUUGCACCGUGCAGUAGGCUUUCGCUCGCACCCUGACUUUUUUCGCGCAGUGCAAACGCCAAAAAUCAGUCCGGCGACUUUCCGGAAGGACCAGUAGUAUUUUCAUAAAGUGUGUAGACUUUUUUCAACUACGUCGUCGCGCGUUUUGGGCGGCGGAAACAGUUGCACAGUGCAAAAAGAAGAAAAAUGCACUGUGCGCCGCGAAAAAAGUCUACCCACUUUGUGAAAAAAUUAGUAAUAAAAGAAUAUGAUCUUUGUGACGUACUAAAGCUCUUUUUGAAAUUUUUCGAUAAAGUUUGAACAAUUUUUUCGUGAGCCAAAAUCAUCAAAAAAUGCCCCAAUUUGCCAUGGAUAGCAUAAUUUUUAGUGAAAAAAGCGCAUUUUAAGGCUUUACGGCAAUAAAAUCUUCAUUUCAGCCCCAAAACCUACGAUCUAGACCCCAAAGGGACAACUCCGUACCCACUUCACCACCCCGAAAAGCCGGACUGUUCCAGAUUCAGAGAAGAAGAGGAUGGCGAACUGCUCAGUGAUGAGACAAUUGAUGAAAUUUUGGCCGAAACUGAGUGUAAGCGGCCUUUAAAUGAAGUGAUUGACCCUUUAAAGGCAUUCAGAGACUAAUUCGAGAAGAUUUAACACCCAAUCUUACUGCAUUUUCAGCCACACAACGGAUCCGAUCCUGUUGUUUCAGCGAAAACUGCAUGAUGCAAGCGAUUAUAAGCCAGCUGAACCAAAAUAAUUCGGAACUGGCCGUCCUCAGAGGCAAGAAAAAAGUGAUGUGGAAUCAAUUGUCCAGAAUCAACCGAAAAAUCGACCACUUUUUUAUGUCCCCGCAGCCGGUCAUCAACAAUUUUCAACGUGAGUUGAGGGGCUGUAGGGAAUUUUUAGCGGGGAAAUUAUGUGAAUUUAGAGUUAAUAGAGACGCAGAGAUGUUCUUGAAGUUGGUUUGAGGUCUUGAGAGGAAAUUUUGACUAGACUUUUGCCCAAAAUUUGUAUUAAUUUAGGUACUUUUGACAGUUUUUUGGGAAUUUUUUGUGAUUUUGUGAUCAAAAGACCGCUUGAAAGUGGUUAUAAAAUAAAAAAUCAGUUGGUUUGAGGUCUUGAGAGAAAGUUUUGACUAGAAUUUUGCCCAAAAAUUAUAUUAAUUUAGGUGAGUUUUGGUCAUUUUUGGGUAAUUUUUUUUAGUUUUUUGAUGAAAAGAAGGCUUGGAAAUGGUUUUAAAAUAAAAAAUCAAUUGGUUUGAGGUCUUCAGAGGAAAUUUUGAUUAGAAUUUUAUCCAAAAUUUAUAUUAAUUUAGGUGAAUUUUGGUCAGUUUUGGGUAAUUUUUUGUGAUUUUUGGGCCGAAACAGGACUUGAAAACGGUUAUAAAAUAAAAAUCAGGUGGUUUGAGGCCUUGAGAGGAAAUUUUGAUUAGAAUUUUGUCCAAAAAUUUAUAUCAAUUUAGGCGAAUUUUGGUUAUUUUUGGGUAAUUUUUUGUGAUUUUUGGGCCGAAACAGGACUUGAAAAUGGUUGUGAAUAAAAAAAUCAGGUGGUCUGGGGUCUUGAGAGGAAGUUUUUGGUAAGAAUUUUGCACAAAAUUUAUAUUAAUUUAGGUGAAUUUUGGUUAUUUUUGGGUAUUUUUUUUAGUUUUUUUUGGUCAAAAGAAGGCUUGAAAAUGAUUAUGAAAUAAAAAAUCAGUUGGUUUGAGGUCUUGAGAGGAAGUUUUUGGUAAGAAUUUUGCACAAAAUUAUGUUAUUUUAGGUACCUUGUGAUGAUUUUUGCGCAAUUUUUGUGAUUUUUGGGCCAAAACAGGGAUUGAAAAUGGUUUUAAAGUUAAAAAAUCAGUUGGUUUGAAGUCUUGAAAAGAAAUUUUGAUUAGAAUUUUGUCCAAAAAUUUAUAUCAAUUUAGGCGAAUUUUGGUCAUUUUGGGCUUUUUUGGUUGAUUUCUGAUCAAUAGACCCCUUGAAAAUGGUUGUAAAAUAAAAAUGAACGAAUAUUCCAGCGAAAUUCAACUUUGUCCCGCGCGAAGUGGUGGACCAAAUCGCGGCCAACAACCGAAAUCCGUUCGAAUUCGCGAAGAAACUCUGGCCUCGGCUCUACAAAACGUUCGCCGAGCGGAUCGCCAAGGUCCGCUGGAGGAAUCCGGCCAAAAUUUUGGAACUUCAAUGCCUCAUCCAGGCCUACUACCCCUCCCAGAACGACUACAUUGCGGUCCGGCGAUGGCAGCGAAUCUGGAAGGCGCUGAUGGGAGAGGCCAUGACUCUCCGCCGAAAUUUACUCAACUCCUUUGUCGAGAAUGCAAGUGGAUCCCCGAAAAGGGAGGAAGAAAGAGUGGAAAUGGAUGCAACUACAAAUGACGAGAUGUUCGACGUGGAGGGCGGAGAGCUCCAGGAAACGGAAAAUCAGUAUGAUCAGGAGGAACAAGACGAUGAAGAAGAGGAGGAGUACACUGAAGAAGGUGGGAAUUGCUGUUUAUAUUGAAAUUGAUGGUCUGAAAUUUGAUUUGAGAGGGUUUUAGAGGGUGAAUUUUGGAUUUUUGGACAAAUUUUGGACUGAUUUUUAUAUUAACCAUGAUGAUUUUUUUGAUGAAGGAGGUGGGAAUUGGUGUUUGUAUUGAAAUUGAUGGUCUGAAAUUUGAUUUGAGGGGGAUUUAGAGGAUGAAUUUUGGAUUUUUGGACAAAUUUUGGACUGAUUUUUAUAUUAACCAUGAUGAUUUUUUUGAUGAAGGAGGUGGGAAUUGGUGUUUGUAUUGAAAUUGAUGGUCUGAAAUUUGAUUUGAGGGGGAUUUAGAAGAUGAAUUUUGGAUUUUUGGACAAAUUUUGGACAAAUUUUUAUAUUAUCCAUGGUGAUUUUUUUUUGAUGAAAAAGGUGGGAAUUGGUGUUUGUAUUGAAAUUGAUGGCCCGAAAUUUAAUUUGAGAGGGGUUUAGAGGAUGAAUUUUGGAUUUUUGGACAAAUUUUGGACUGAUUUUUAUAUUAACCAUGAUGAUUUUUUUUGAUGAAAAAGGUGGGAAUUGGUGUUUGUAUUGAAAUUGAUGGCCCGAAAUUUAAUUUGAGAGGGGUUUAGAGGAUGAAUUUUGGAUUUUUGGGCAAAUUUUGGACUGAUUUUUAUAUUAACCAUGAUGAUUUUUUUGAUGAAGGAGGUGGGAAUUGGUGUUUGUAUUGAAAUUGAUGGCCCGAAAUUUAAUUUGAGAGGGGUUUAGAGGAUGAAUUUUGGAUUUUUGGACAAAUUUUGGACUGAUUUUUAUAUUAACCAUGAUGAUUUUUUUUGAUGAAAAAGGUGGGAAUUGGUGUUUGUAUUGAAAUUGAUGGCCCGAAAUUUAAUUUGAGAGGGGUUUAGAGGAUGAAUUUUGGAUUUUUGGACAAAUUUUGGACUGAUUUUUAUAUUAACCAUGAUGAUUUUUUUUGAUGAAAAAGGUGGGAAUUGGUGUUUGUAUUGAAAUUGAUGGCCCGAAAUUUAAUUUGAGAGGGGUUUAGAGGAUGAAUUUUGGAUUUUUGGACAAAUUUUGGACUGAUUUUUAUAUUAACCAUGAUGAUUUUUUUGAUGAAGGAGGUGGGAAUUGGUGUUUGUAUUGAAAUUGAUGGCCCGAAAUUUAAUUUGAGAGGGGUUUAGAGGAUGAAUUUUGGAUUUUUGGGCAAAUUUUGGACUGAUUUUUAUAUUAACCAUGAUGAUUUUUUUGAUGAAGGAGGUGGGAAUUGGUGUUUGUAUUGAAAUUGAUGGUCUGAAAUUUGAUUUGAGGGGGAUUUAGAAGAUGAAUUUUGGAUUUUUGGACAAAUUUUGGACAAAUUUUUAUAUUAUCCAUGGUGAUUUUUUUUUGAUGAAAAAGGUGGGAAUUGGUGUUUGUAUUGAAAUUGAUGGCCCGAAAUUUAAUUUGAGAGGGGUUUAGAGGAUGAAUUUUGGAUUUUUGGGCAAAUUUUGGACUGAUUUUUAUAUUAACCAUGAUGAUUUUUUUGAUGAAGGAGGUGGGAAUUGGUGUUUGUAUUGAAAUUGAUGGUCUGAAAUUUGAUUUGAGGGGGAUUUAGAGGAUGAAUUUUGGAUUUUUGGACAAAUUUUGGACAAAUUUUUAUAUUAUCCAUGGUGAUUUUUUUUGAUGAAAAAGGUGGGAAUUGGUGUUUGUAUUGAAAUUGAUGGCCCGAAAUUUAAUUUGAGAGGGGUUUAGAGGAUGAAUUUUGGAUUUUUGGGCAAAUUUUGGACUGAUUUUUAUAUUAUCCAUGAUGAUUUUUCUUGUUUUUAAAAACUAAAAUUUGGUGAGGAAGGUGGGCAUUGGUCUUUAAAUUAUAUUUUAUGCCCCGAAAUUUGGUUUGAGAGGGUUUUAAGUGAUGAAUUUUGAAGUUUUCACCCUUUUUGGACCAAUUUUUAUAUUAUCCAUGGCAAUUUUUAUUCAAUUUUAAAACUGAUACACGCAAAUUUUCGUUACACUUUAUAUCAUGUGUAAUAAAAAAAGUUGCCUGCUUUCCCCAAAAAUGACCUCUUACCUUCAGAUACUGUCGAUCCGGAACUCCUAAAUGCCCCGGAGAUUCCGAGUAUGGAGUCGUUGGUCGGAAAUUUCAGUGAUUAUCUCAAGGCCCUUCUAGAAAAUCAACCAGCAGAAGACGUCGAGGACCCAGUUGGAACUUCUGAUAUCAAAAAAGAAAUCAAAGAGGAACCUGAGGACUCAGUUGAUAUGUAA